GCGACGGUAGACAACCAGUAUCACCAUUAACCAUUCGUCACUGACGGAGCAACAGCAGCUAAGAACAGUGAGAACGCGUCGUCGUCGUCAGAGCGUUCGUCCGCCGACGGUCGCGACUGCCUCUGUCUCCCGCGACAAUCAUUCAUUGCACACUGGUGUUUUUGUGCGUGUGUAGCCAUCGACAAAGACAAAAUGGUUUCCGAUGCCACCAGAGAAUAUUGUGCCGUGUCGCGACGCUGAUUGUCGGCCGGAUAUGCAUUGUCAGUUUGGAUUUGGCGGCGUCGGAUCCAUGGGUGACAACGUUAGGAAGAAGAAGGCCACCAGCGACACGUUGCCCAAACCCGGAAAGGUCAACUCUGUGUGUAAAGAAUGGUUGGUCCACGAGGAUGGUGCAUUGGCGUAUCAUUUACAAAAGUUGGAAGUCGACGAGCAUUACAGUGGCAAUCGUUCACGAAAUGCCAUCGUUCGACAAGACUUGCCUACAGCCAAGGAGGAACAGGAACGGGAGAUACGUGAAGCUGAAGAACGAUAUGGUGCAUUCAUUAAAGAACAGGAAGAAAGAGAUCUCAAAGUUGCUAUGGAAUUAGCUGAAAAAUUAACAAAAAAUAAGUAUACACAUGACAUUGGGAUUAAGACAAAUUCAGCUGGAGGUAGACCUGGGAUAUUAAAAAAACACUCUCAGCCAGAAUCCACUAAAAGUUUUACAGUUGAGUCCAAUGAAUACACUGAGUUUGAUAUUGAUGACAUUUUGCAUGACAUUGACUAUGAAGAAGAGGUCAACCGUCAAAUUCAAGAACAAAAAGAUGCUGAAUUGGCCAAGCGACUACAAGAACAAGAAGGACGGCCCAUGUCAAUUGAAGAUAGAGACAGAUUAAUUGCUAUUGAAACACAAGACUGUGAAUUGGCUAAGCUUUUACAAGAAAAAGAAAAAGCGCGACUGAGGAGAGCUCGUGAAAAAGCUAAACAAAAAGCAUUACUUAAAAAGCAACAACAGAUGGAAGAAUCAUCUGAAGUUGUAUCAAGUACUACUCAAGAACCUCUUUCUAAUAUUGCUAUCGCUAUUGAUCCAACUUAUAGUUCAAGAAGAACAGAACUACAAGAUAUUUCUUGUGCUACUACUACUGCUCUAUCUUCAUCAUUGGACGAUGUUCCUCCAUACAUGCCAAUUCAAGGACAACGGCGUAGCAAUCAUACAGAUAAGAAAAAAAAGUCAAAGACUGAUGGUGUUGCAUCAUUUUUUAAAGUAUUUAAGUAACUUUUUACGAAAGAAAUAUAAAAUGUGAUAUUUCUAUAUUUUAGAUUCUCAGCGUAGCAAAGAAUGUAUUAAUUAUAGUAAAUUCUUUUUUAGUUAAUUGUAUCUUAAAAAUUAUUAUUAAUCAAAACCUGGUAUUCCACCAAUUUAUAAAAUUGUGUUCAUUGCCCAACUGAACAUUUUUUAAUCAUUUGUGUAAACUGAAAUUAUGAGUAUUUUUAGUUUAUUUUUAUAUUUUACCAAUUGUCAAUUAUAUUUUUAUCAUCUUAUAGUUCAUUUUAUACAGAAAUGUAUAUUUUUUUUAUUAAAAAUGUUCUUAUUGUAAUUGUGGAACUAAUUAUAUUAAUCUAUUGAUAAUUGUGGUCAUGACAUAUGAAAAGAAAAUUGUAUGUACAGCGUUUUAUUAUUUUUAUUGUUAUACUAAUAAAAUAAACAAUUUUUGUAUUAUUAUAUAACAAUGUAUUGCAUAACUAGUAGAAUAUAUAAAAUAACCCCUAAUCUAA
This is a messenger RNA of Rhopalosiphum padi (bird cherry-oat aphid), 1755 nucleotides long. Its product is annotated as coiled-coil domain-containing protein 50. The record is from RefSeq and is a predicted model, not a curated record. The transcript is spliced from 8 exons. NCBI's taxonomy places the organism in Eukaryota, Metazoa, Arthropoda, Insecta, Hemiptera, Aphididae. The coding region runs from base 203 to 1255 and encodes 350 amino acids.